Messenger RNA from Sitodiplosis mosellana (orange wheat blossom midge), 423 nucleotides. RefSeq names its product dolichyl-diphosphooligosaccharide--protein glycosyltransferase subunit DAD1-like. Gene Ontology annotation, cellular component: membrane; oligosaccharyltransferase complex. The record is from RefSeq and is a predicted model, not a curated record. The annotation marks the transcript as partial. The transcript is spliced from 2 exons. Gene Ontology annotation, biological process: protein N-linked glycosylation. NCBI's taxonomy places the organism in Eukaryota, Metazoa, Arthropoda, Insecta, Diptera, Cecidomyiidae.
AGUCUACAUGUUUUACACCGUAUCACCCAGUUCUUGUAUUGCUGUUUAAUCGGAACAUUCCCGUUCAACUCAUUUUUGUCUGGAUUCAUUUCAACAGUCAGCUGCUUUGUUCUUGGUGUUUGUCUUCGUCUGCAAGUGAACCCCGAAAAUAAGCAUCAAUUCUCUGGCAUUUCGGCAGAACGUGGGUUUGCUGACUUCAUUUUGGCGCAUGUUAUUCUGCAUUUGGUUGUAGUCAACUUCAUCGGAUAGAGCAACAAUUUUGUGAAAAUGACAAAACGUGAUUUCAGUACAGUGUUUUAAAAUGCACAACUUCAUAUACUUUCCUACGUACCUAAUUAAUCGUAAUGAACUGAAAAAAGAAACAUUGAAAUUGUACAUAAUUGAAUCUUAAUUUGAGAAUAAAAGAGAGUCUUUAUCACAAAA